Molecule: messenger RNA, 1165 nt
Organism: Closterium sp. NIES-67
Lineage: Eukaryota; Viridiplantae; Streptophyta; Zygnematophyceae; Desmidiales; Closteriaceae
Source: the annotation of a GenBank genome assembly
GGAACGAAUCUCUCCAGCAGACUUGCAAUUUCACUUGUUUUAGAUUGUGGUUAGCCUUCCUCGCCAUGGCUGCCCAAGCGCUAUUUCGCCCGAGGGUUGCAACCAUUUGCUCUGGCAUAUCUCCUCGUUCCCUGCACAGUCAGAUAACAGGCAAAAAUCUCCUUCGGUUUCCGGCCCUUCCUGUGCGUUCGCCUGUUUUGACCUCGACCCGAACAAUCUCUGCUCGCGCGCAGACAGGAAUAUCGUCUUCUGGCCCUGCCCCGGAAUAUUUCCAGCAUGGAGUGGUUUCUUCCGUUCCAUUGGGUCAUUCGGGAAACGAUGUGUCCGUUCGUGCUGCUGACUACGUGUCACCCGGCUACGAGUACGAGCAGGAGAUCGAUCCUCAGGAGGCCGCCAGGCGUGAACAGGCGUCGAAGCGGGUAGAGAGGACGUCCAAAUACUUCCGUCAGUUGGGAAUUUUUGGAUUCUGGGGCCAGCUGAUCUGUUCGGUAGUCGCCUCCGUGAUCCUCACCUUCUCCAUAGUCAUCUCUGGCCGGCCCACGGCACCGGUUUCCACGUAUCUUACAUCUGCUGGAAUCGUGGCUGCGUUUCUCUCUGUCUUCUGGUCGUUUGGUUACCUCAGGCUAGCCGAUCGGCUGCGCAACGCCAUUGAGAACCCCAUGAAGGCACCUCCUCGCUCUUCGGUGGUGGCAAAUCUUAAGAAUGGCCUCAUUAUCAACAUCCUUGGACUAGGAGCCACUCUCCUUGGCCUACAGGCCACUGUUGGGGUGCUAGUCGCCAAAGCCCUCACCUCCUCCACUCCCAUCUAUGGUGCUGUUGGCCUUCCCACCGGCUACAACCCAGUUCUGGCCCUUGAUGUUUUCCUUAUUCAGGCGUCUGGAAACACUGCCCUAUCUCACUUCCUUGGACUUGUGCUGACCCUGGAGCUACUGCGGGCAACAACCCUCUCGCAGCCACCUCCUGAAAAUGUCAUCCCGCAAGCCCCAUGAGCGUGUGAUGUGAAGAGUGGGCUGUACACCAACUGUUGCUUAGCUGAUUGGGUCAAACAGUCGAAAUUUUCUUAGGUGCUCACAGCACCGAACUGCAGCCAUCAACUUUCAUGCAGAAACAACACAAAUAUUUGAAGCCGCUUGCAAAGCAGUUUGUCAAAUGCCAUGUCUAAUCA